AUGGAUGAAACAGGCGUACAACUCCUAAAUAAACCUAGUAAAGUUGUAACGAAGAAAGGUAGCAAAGAUGUACAUGUAUUAACGUCGAAAGAACGCGGAGAGAAUGUCACAGUGAUUGCUUGCUGCAGUGCAGAUGGCACGUUUAUUCCUCCAGUUCUUAUUUUUAAAGGGGUUAACAGAAAACCGGUGCUUUCAGAUGGCUUGCCCCCUGGAUCUAAGGUGUACAUGAACAGAAAGUCUUCCUUCAUUAAUUCGGAGCUCUUCGUUCAGUGGUUGGUGGAGCAAUUCAUACCACAUAAACCAGCCGGUCCAUCAAAACAAACUGGUAAUGAUCAAGUUGUAGAUGACAUAGUAGAAGGCGAUGGACCUGAAUUUACGCCAACAAAGCUUCUCCAUGAGGUGUCUCCUGUUCUUGUGCUUCCAAUUCCAUUAUUUAGCAGAAAAAAAAAACAAGUUGCGCCUGUUUUGAAUUCGCCGCAAAAUAUUGAAAAACUGAAACAAAAGAAUAAAACAUCCAACGCAAGAGCAACAAAAAAAGCGGAAGGAAGGAAAAAAGAUGACAGUGCUGGAGCUGGUCCCAGCAAGAAAAUUAAUAGGCAUGUGAAAAAAGACGCUUCCAAAGCAAAAACCUGCAAUAACACCUGGAGUUCAGAUGAUGAUGAGCCCCUCGUGAAAAUGAUCAAGAAAGCCACUUCCAACGCAAAAGUCAGCAAUAACACUUGA
Acanthoscelides obtectus is the source of this 723-nucleotide messenger RNA. NCBI's taxonomy places the organism in Eukaryota, Metazoa, Arthropoda, Insecta, Coleoptera, Chrysomelidae. The record is from the annotation of a GenBank genome assembly.